Messenger RNA from Cydia pomonella (codling moth), 5377 nucleotides. It is a transcript of the gene Vps39, whose product is annotated as vam6/Vps39-like protein. Gene Ontology annotation, molecular function: protein binding. Gene Ontology annotation, cellular component: membrane; cytoplasm. NCBI's taxonomy places the organism in Eukaryota, Metazoa, Arthropoda, Insecta, Lepidoptera, Tortricidae. The record is from RefSeq and is a predicted model, not a curated record. The coding region runs from base 247 to 2811 and encodes 854 amino acids. The transcript has 13 exons. Gene Ontology annotation, biological process: autophagy; intracellular protein transport; endosomal vesicle fusion.
CAAAAUGUCAUUGUCAAAUGGUACAAAUGCUAUUUAAAAUAUCAACAAUACAGAAAUGUUGAUAAAUAUCUUUUAUUUAGUUUAGUAUUUAAUAGCAGAUAUAUUGCAUGCUAAUUUACUUGUAUUCAUAUUGCCCCUUAGUCGUAAUAUACUUUGACAUGUUAUGAAACAACCCUAUCGAUGCAAUAGUUUUGGAGGCGUACCGUGUCAGCAAUUAUUAAUUUCGUGAAAAUUCUUCAUACAAACAUGCACGAGGCGUAUGAAGUGUCCCACCUUCUUAAUCUUACGGUCCAAAUAGAAGCUAUUGCAGCAUAUGAUGGCCACCUAAUACUGGGGACCCGGCAGGGCCACCUGAUGAUGUAUUCAUUGUCAACCACUAAUGGGAAUCAGAAAUAUGAGCUCCAACUCUUACAGUACUGUAAGAAUUUUAGCAAAAAACCUAUUCAGCAGAUUGAAGUCAUCCCAGGAGAUAACCUUCUAUUGUGUCUCACUGAUAACAUACUAACGACACAUGAUAUUAAAGGUGUGAAUUUCCCACUUCUGAAAACAUUUUCACAAACAAAAGGGGCAUCCCUAUUUGCUAUUGACAAUAAGUCUCAAACCUCCAUGACCGGUGAAUCAAAUUCCGUGGUCCGUCUUUGCGUCGCCGUGCGAAGGAAGCUGCAAUUGUUUUACGGGAAGAAUAGAGAAUUCAAACAGCAUUUGUUUGACUUCAAUAUUCCUGACGUGCCAAAGGUUUUGGCGUGGGGCCAACAAUAUUUAUGUGUUGGUUUCAAAUCAGAAUAUACAUUGUAUGAUCUCUCAUCAGGGAACCCCAAAGAACUGUUCCCGACCAGCAGCUCUAGGUCCCUAGAGCCCACCAUAGCAAAGUACUCAGAAACUUGCUUCCUGUUGGGUCGUGACCUUACCUCAGUUUUAGUUGAAGAAGCUAAGGAGAUAGAAAUAAGGAACACUGUUAAGUGGCAGUCAGCGCCUAUUGCUCUUGUGUGGGACGAACCGUACCUUCUCGGGCUGAUGCAGGACGACAACGUGGUGGUGCAGACGGUGGAGCCCGCCCUGUUCGUGCAAACACUGCCUGAACUUAACAAAGCGAGACUGAUGUACAGAUGUAACCGAGGCCUGGUGUUUGCUGCCUCGGUAGGGCAAGUGUGGUGUCUAAGCUCCGUGGACAUCAAUAAACAAAUACAGCAGCUCCUCAAAGACAAACAGUUCCAAAUUGCCAUCACCUUGACGAGUUUGAACGACUGCCCAGAGGAAGAUAAACGUCAAAAGAUACACUCCAUUCAAAUGCUCUACGCCCUAGAGCUAUUCGACAACAAGAAAUAUGCUCAGGCUAUGAACGAAUUCGGUAAACUGAACACCGAUCCCGCCGACGUCAUAAAAUUAUUCCCAGAAUUAGACAACAAACCGGGCUCUAGCGGGAAAAAUGGGAAACUAAAAGGGGAAGAUUUAGAAAAUGCAUUGAACGCUUUAGUAAAGUACUUGUUGGAGUUGAGGUCGAGGAAGAGUAGCGCGAGCGAAGCGAGUGGUUCCCAGAACGAGGCGGGACAGAGGAAUGUGCAGCAGCAGUUGGAACUGAUUGAUAUUACGCUUUUGAAGUGUUAUUUGCAGAUCAACGACGCCCUAAUCGCGCCACUCCUGCGCCUGAACAACUGCCGACUAGACGAAGCCGAAAAGAUCCUCUCAGCGCACGGGAAAUACACGGAUCUCGUGAUCCUGUACCAAACUAAGGGCCAGCAUCUGAAGGCUUUGCAGUUAUUGAAGGAGCAGGCCAAGCAGCCGGACUCCAAUUUAAAGGGCUACAAUAUGACCAAGAAGUGCUUGCAGCAACUAGGUGCCGAACACAUAAACCUCAUCUUCGAGUUCUCCGACUGGAUUAUUCGGGACCACCCCGAAGAAGGCUUAAAAAUAUUCAUCGAAGACAAAAUCGAAGUUGAAAACCUGCCUCGACCGAAAGUUCUAGAUUUCUUACUACGGGAACACAAAUCCCUUGUUGUUCCUUAUUUAGAACAUGUGAUACAUACGUGGAACGAUACGAAUAAUCUAUUCCACGAUGCUUUGAUUAAUAUGUAUAGAGAAAAAAUUACGGAUAAGAAGGCUAAUAUUACUGAAGAGGAGCUGCAGCAUACAAAGUCUAAAUUGUUGGCUUUCCUCGAGAAAUCUUCACAUUAUACGCCGGAGAGAGUAAUAUUGCAUUUCCCAUCUGACAGUUUGUUUGAAGAGAGAGCAAUCAUUUUGGAGAAGUUGGGCAGGCAUGAACAGGCCCUUGCUAUUUAUGUACAGAUUUUAGGUGACGUCGAUCGAGCCAUACAGUACUGCGAGAAAACCUGCGACAGCUCCAACGAAAAGAGUCGCGACAUAUACAUCAUGCUACUUCGAAUACUAAUGAACCCUCAACAGAGCAGCGCGCUCACAGGCCCUCUGGCCAACAUACCCAGACACCCAAAAACGUCAGAACCGGACCUUGAGACAGCUCUUAGUAUAUUGGAGAAGCACGCGGACAAGAUAUCUCCUAUCAAGGCGUUGUCCGUGCUUCCCGACUCGGUGCCGCUGGCCAGGUUGAAGUACUUCCUAGAGAGCGCUCUGGACAACCAGCUGACUCUCAAGCGCAGGACGCAAGUACUCAAGGGAUUGCUCUAUGCGGAACAUUUACAGGUCCAAGAGUUAAAACAGUACCACGAGUCAAAAAGCGUGGUAAUCAACGACUACAACGUGUGCCCCGUGUGUAAGAAGCGCUUCGGCAACCAGAGCGCCUUCGUGCGCUACCCUAACGGUGACAUCGUACAUUAUUCAUGUAGGCUAGAUAAGUGAAUCCAUCGAACUACGGUAUAUGUUACAGCAGCCGAUGUCUUCUGCGCGGUUAAAGGCAGGGAUCUCCAUUAAUGGCUAAAAUGUGUGCUCCGUUUGCAAGAAGUGCUUCCGCAACCAAACUGCCUUCGUGCGCUACCCCGGUGACAUCGUGCAUUAUUCAUGUAGACUAGACAAGUGAAUCUUGGAAGUAGUGUAUACGCCAUAGUCAUUAGAUGAUGUAAACUGCUGGAUAUGGGUCCCCCUGCAAAAUCUUUAUUAACGACUGCAAUAUGUGCUCUGUGUCGUGUGUAAAAAUCGCUCCCGCAACCAGACCACCUUCGUGCGCUACCCUAAUGGUGACAUCGUGCACUAUUCUUGUAGGCUAGACUAGUGAUUUCAUAUACGGUAUAUUUCAUUAACAUCAGCCGAACGUCUACUGCUGGUGAUAGGUCCCCAAAAGUAUCUGCUCAACCAACGAUCGCGCGCUGCCCUCGUCCAACGGUAAAAGGAGUUUUUUUUCUCGUACUAAGUGUGCGCUUCGUAAUGUAAUCCUGGUGCUAUAGGGAGCAUGCGUAAACUGUAAAGAGCAGAGCCAACCUUGGGUUCAUUUCUCGAACGGUAUUUGACUAAUAUUAUUAGUCCACAAACUAUCACAUCGUAUGGGUUGCCAUGACAACACACUAAUUUCGUUAGACUAAUAUCGUUUGAGAAAUGGGCCCCCCUUGUCCCGUAGCGAGGCAGUUAUCGAAAAUUUAAUUUUCGGACAUCCACGGUAGGUCCUCCGCUUAGGAGCCCCGUUUAUUAGAGCGAACUGUCAAUGUCAACUUGACAUUGUCAAGUACAAUACCCGCCUUCCACUGCGAGUCAAACGGAUUCCGUACGGGCUUUUCGCAAUGGCUAACUGCAUAGAAGUGCUUCUACUGAACAAGAGUGAGCUGAGAGGACUAAACUAGUUCUAAAGAGGGGAUUCCAUUCUUAGGGAGGGAAAUAAGAGUCACAACACGCCGCGAGCGACCGGAUUGAGUCAGUUAAAUGUCUCACGGUGUUUUACGCUGGUUAUGAACGGACUCCGCUCACAUUUCCCACCUCGCUCGCUCCGCAAAGUUUGUUUCAGUGAAAGGCAAACACACUCUUUCUCAGUGGAAGUGCAUAAGUAUUUUACUCCGGUCCGCUCAGUUCGUUACCUCUGUUUCCGUUCAUAAAGGCAGGAUUCCACCAGUUUGCGGCACUGUGCGGCACAAGUUUUUUGUACUGAAUAUGCUUGUGCCGCACAGUACUCGGAAUCCCGCCAUUACGUACUCUUUUUUGGUGGGAAGAAGGUAGCAGACCUUCCAACACGCACAGUCAUUAUUGUACAUUGCUCAAGUAGACUAGAUAGUAAAUUCAAUAAACGUCAAGCAUGGAUAGUGCAUUUGGCUCUUUUACUAAUUUUAUAUGCUGCCAAUUGUUCGGUAUGGUUAUCGCGUCGUAAAAAUGUUAAAUAUAUUAAUUUCUUCCUGGGCAAAUCACACCACGACACUUGCCUAAUUUUGUUAAUAAAACUGCUUUUUAUCGCGAAUAAAUUUUGUAUUGUGGAAUUUUUAGCUAAUAUCCCUCAAAACUUUUGUUACCACACUCAUAUAAUUAUUACAUACGUACAUAUCCACAUACCGAUGUGCGUAGAAAAUAAACCCGUGAAGGGAAAUCAAAUAAUUACACUACUAUUCUGGGCUCUGUAGGCAACUUUAAUGUCGAAGCCUUUAAGCCUUGUUUUUUAUGUAAACUUAUGAAUGGGUAUUAUAAGGAACAUUCAAAGGAAGAUAUCGUUAUGAAAAAAAAAACCUAUUUUUCGAUAAAACACAUUUCCUUAUAAUUUCCUUGUAAUGCCCUGUUUUUGCAUUCUUUUGUAUAGACUGCUUUAGUAGAAUUAUACCUAUCCUUUGCAUGAGGUAGUUACGAGAAUGUAUUUAGUGCCUCUAUAAUUUUUAUGGCGAGUUUUUGGAAAUACUGCUUUGCAUUAAUUAUCUACCGUUGUUUAUAGGUAUAUUCCGUUGGUCUACCGUCUAACACGUUCACUGUCAGCGACCCGCUAGGCGGGUUCUCUGUUCGCAGGCGCUUUUGGCUACAUACUGGAAAACCUAUGUUAUCAGCUACGCUCGUAGCGCGUAAGCUACCCUCUAGAAAAUCACCGCGCCAUUUUUGCCAACCACCAAUAAGUUGUAGAUCCUAUCCUCCUAAGGGCGAAGACGAAAAAAAGUCCAAAAUUUGCCAGUGAAAUAUAAACCUAUAAUGUAGGAAAUAGAGUUCAUUUUCUUUUGUUUUAAAAUUGAACGAAACAAAACAAAAGCAGCUCUCUUUCAAUUCAACAUGGUUUAAAUUUCGUCGAACUUAGUAAGUAAGUUGGGACCCGUGAGCCUUAGGAGGUUAAAGCAGUAUUUGUAGGAUUUCGUCUUGUAGUCAUGUAGAAAUUAAUUGCUUAAGUUUAAAUUAUUUAGUGAAAAAACUUGGCUGUAUAUUUAUGAAUUUUUAUUUGUUAAUUAUGUAUUAUAAUGUUAAUAUUUAUACCUGUAUAAAUGAUAUAUUAUAGACUAGUAAAAUUUAAUCGGAA